CACACUGGGAAGAUAUUUCAUAUAUGGGUGAGCUGAUCACACAUAAUAUCAUUAUGAGUUGGCAUGUAUUCCAGUGUCACUCACAAUUAUUCAAGAUUUUAAGGCCUUGUUAAGCAUCUUUAUCUAAGACUAUCCUUAAAAUUGGUUUCUUGGUUUUGAGUAAGUUGAUAAUAACAUUCUCUCCCUGCUUUUUCCAUUUCAGUUACAGGCACUUUGUUGCAAGGUCAGGAGUUAAAGAUGUAUUGCUGUAGAAGAAAGAAUUUUAUGGUGGUAGUUUCUUUUCUAAUUGUUCUGUCCUUUGAAGCAUACUUGUGGCUGAUGCAAACCCCUUUGCUGCCACAAACAAUACAGUCAACUGAUCUCUGCAAAGGUGAAAUUGCCAAUGAUACAAUAACAGCUUUAAAAUAUAAUAAAACAUUCAUCAUUUCACCGUAUCACGAUGACAGACAAGGAAACCUAACUCGUGUGAUUGCAAUAGUGCGCUACAAGAAAAUACAGGACCUCUAUUGUUGGUUUUGCUGUAGUCAUGAUGGCCAUGUCUCCAUAAUAAGAGCAGCCAUAGACAUUCACUUUCAUAGAACUGAUUUCCCUUUUGGUCCAGCAGAUAUUGUGUGCUCGGAACCCAGAAAGUGCUCUCCAAAAUACGUGUCCAUUCAUUCAUCUCCUAGAGGGAAAAUCGACAAGCUACCAAGGUUUGAAAUAAAAAACCGUGUGCCCGAGGAUUCAUUUUCUGCUGAAUUCACUCUUUGUCUCCCUGUCAUGUUUGGAAACUACAACAAUGUCUUGCAGUUCAUACAAAGCAUGGAAAUGUAUAAAAUUCUUGGUGCACAGAAAGUGCUGCUCUACAUGUACAACUGCAGCCAACUCAUAGAGAAAGUAUUGGAAUUUUAUGUUGCAGAAGGUACCAUUGAAAUUAUUCCAUGGCCAAUUUAUUCAUAUGUUAAUUUCUCUUCUUUCUGGUAUUCUACCAAAGACUGGGACUAUGGGAAAGCUACAGUCCUAAAUGAUUGCAUCUACCGCAAUAUGUACAGGAGCAAAUAUGUGGUUCUUAAUGACAUUGAUGAAAUUAUCCUACCCAUUAAGCAUCUGAGUUGGAAAACAAUGAUAAGUUAUCUUGAGGAUCGAAAUCCAGAGACAGGCAUCUUCUUGUUUGAGAAACAUUUAUUUCCUCAGCAUAUCUUUUCCUCUACAGACACACUCAACAUUUCAUCCUGGAAAAUGGUCCCAGGAACUAAUAUACUACAGCAUAUUUACAGAGAGCCCAUUAAACUGAAGUUCAGUAAUCAGAAAAAGAUGAUCAUUAAUCCAAGAGCAGUGGUUCAGACUUCAGUCCACGCCAUUCUCAAAGGUUAUAGUAAGACGCUGGUAGUUCCCAAAGAGAUUGCAAUUCUUUAUCAUUGCAGACAGUAUGUUGAAAAAGAGGUCCCUGGAAAAUACCUCAUUAGGGACGCAACGAUCUGGAGAUACAAUGUUUCUUUGAUUAAUAAUGUUAACAACAUACUUAAAAAACAAUUCCCUAGAAAGAGUUCCAAGCUUAGAUGGAAUAAAUUCUAGGGAGGCAUUGUAGCUUUU
This is a messenger RNA of Zootoca vivipara (common lizard), 1572 nucleotides long. The record is from RefSeq and is a predicted model, not a curated record. NCBI's taxonomy places the organism in Eukaryota, Metazoa, Chordata, Lepidosauria, Squamata, Lacertidae.